AUGGGCGACACCCCUGCGGGCGCCGUUCCUGGCAGCGCAGAGGACACCAGUCAUAUUGCCGGGCUUCUGCGGCGGACGGUAAGGCUGCUGGAGCUUGGGUUCAAGCCCAUCUUUGUGUUCGACGGUGCUGCCCCGGAGCUCAAAAAGGCUCACGCACUGGCCCAGCGCGAGCAGUCUCGCGCGCGGUCGCGCGAGCAGCUGGAGGAGGCCAAGGCUGCCGGAGACGACGAGGGCGUCAAGCGUCAUGUUGCAAGGUUGGUGAAAACCACUCCACGGCACAAUGACGAAGCGAUGGAGUUGCUGCGCUUCAUGGGCGUACCCGCCGUGCAGGCGCCUGGGGAGGCAGAAGCGCUCUGUGCAGAAUUGGCCGCGGCCGGUCACGCCCAGGCUGCGGCGACCGAAGACUUCGACGCUCUGGUGUUUGGGACACCACGGCUAUUGAGGAACCUCCAUAGAGCUGCAGCCUCGCCACAAGUUCCACUGGUGCAGGACAUUCAACUCCAGCCUCUCUUGGCAGCCCUGGCUUUCACACAGGCCGAAUUUGUUGACUUCUGCAUCCUCGCCGGGUGUGACUACUUGACCACCAUCUCCAAGGUGGGCAUCGUCACGGCCCGGAAGCUGAUGCAGGAGCAUCGCUCGAUUGAAGCAAUCCUGGAGAACCUGGACCGCAAGAAGUACGCGGUGCCGGACGAUUGGAACUAUCCAGCAGCCAGGGCAUGCUUCUCAAGCACAUCCUUGAAAGAAGUGAACAUCGCGGCUUUAAAGGAGACCGCCGUCCAGGCAGGGCCUCUUCACGCGCUGCUUCGGGAACGGCACAAGUUGCCACAAGACCUGGUGGAUGAUUGCAUGCGCCGACUCAUGGCAGUGAAGCCGCUCCCGCAGCCCCCGCGCCCAGCUGCCACAAGGGCGCCGCCCGAGCCUGGAAGGCUGCGCGGCGGUGGCGCCCCAUCACGUGGCGCCGGUGCGCAGCGGGGGGCAAACCAACGUCGCCCCGCCACACCGCAGGGCCAAGGUUCAGGAGGCCGCCAGACGCUCCAGGCGGCCUUCUUCCAGGGAAAGCGCAAGUCCCUGGAAGAGGCCUCGCCCAUGAAGAGGCGCCGGCUGUCGGCGGAGGCUGCGCUGAAGGGCUUCUUAGGCUCUGACAUUGACCUCCGCGAGAUCGCGCUUGACGAGCUGGAACAGCUUCGCGAGCAGAUGGAGCGUGACAUCCAUACAGACGUCCUUACGAUUGACUGA
This is a messenger RNA of Symbiodinium natans, 1236 nucleotides long. NCBI's taxonomy places the organism in Eukaryota, Dinophyceae, Suessiales, Symbiodiniaceae. The record is from the annotation of a GenBank genome assembly.